CACCCCUCUUUUCUUGUUCUCAUUCAUCUCACACUAUCCUUUAAUCUAUCAAUUUCUGUUUAAUUUUAAUAUAAAUGAUUCAACGAUAUUAAAUCUUACAAUUUUAUCUUUCAAUUCUUUUUUUCUCUCCAAUAUAUCUUCUCUUCUCAUGGAUUUCUCAUCUGCCUUUUCUUUUCUCUCUUCUCCUGUACAACAGAAAACAGCUUACAACCCUAGAGUGGAAGCUAUUUCACCAACAUUGCCGUGUGAGGAAACGCAACCAGAUUACAACUCCACAUUUAGGACGUCUAAAGAUGAAUUGUUACAGAAUAUUGAUAAAAUUGAUAGAGAGAUAUCACAAACAGAGACUCAGAUAUCCGAAUUAAGGGAAAGAAAGAAGCAGCUUGAAUUGAAAGCAGCUUCACGAGAUUCACUCAAAGAUGUAGAAAAUGUAGACAACUCUUCAGAGACUCGGCAGCUUAGUAUUGCUCAACUAAUAUACUCCGAGAACAGGCGUAAAGCCCGAGAGUCACAUGAUAUUUUAUCUAAAUUUGGUCCAAAUUUUGACUUGCCUCUCUAUCACCAACCUUCUGACUCACCAGUCUAUCAUCAAAAUAUUGAAAAGUUUAAAGCUUUUAAACCAAGACUGAUUAAAUAUUUCAAGAAACGCCAUGAAGAGAAGAAAGCAAAUCAAAAAUACCUUUUGGAAACCUACGAAAGGCUAAUGUCCAAAUGGCUGAAAAAACUUGAGAAGAAUGAACUUAAUCCGGGUAAAAAAGCCAAAGAUAACAAGACUAGAGAAUUUUUUGAGAAACAGUUUCCAGAAUUGAAGAAACAAAGGGAAGACAGGGAGAGACUUUCUCGAGCUGGACAGAGGAUAAGAAGUGAUGCCGAUUUGGAAGAGAUUAUGGAUGGUCUUCAAGAGCAAGAGCUAGAAGAUCGUAAAAUGAGAAGUUGCGCAGUGAUACCUCCGAUAAUGCAGGACAAUAAAACUAGGAGACAUAAAUUUAUCAAUUAUAAUGGAUUAGUAGAAAAGCCCAAAGAGAAAUAUAAUGAAAUUCAAUUAGUUAAUAUCUGGUUGGACCAUGAGAAAGAUAUAUUCAGAGAAAAGUUCAUGCAACAUCCGAAAAAUUUUGGUUUGAUUGCAAGUUACUUAGAGAGGAAAACUGUACCGGACUGCGUUCAUUAUUAUUACCUCUCCAAGAAAAGAGUUAAUUACAAACAAAUCUUAAGGAAACAAGUUAAAAAGAGAACCCGAGCUCUUGUUAAACAACAACAACAGCAACAACAACAGCAGCAACAACAACAACAACAACAACAGCAACAACAACAGCAACAGCAGCAACAAGCUCAACAAUCUGACCCUAAAGGACAAGCCGAUAUUGACUCUGCUCAACCGGUAUCUGGGACAGGAAUUAACAGUGAAUCUACUCAGAAUGUGAUAGUUAAUGAUUUGAAUAAUUAUUCAACAAACUCUAAAGGUAAUACUAAAGAUUCAUCAAACUUAGAAAAUCAACCUUGUGUUUCUUCUGCCGUCUCUUUGCCUUCAUCAUCAGCCGCCAACAGUGGAACCGAAGGAGCUGAUGAUACAAUCGGGAAGAAAGAUCUCAAUAAUGAAAUAAACGAUAAAUCCAAUGAUAAAAGUGACAGUGAGGAAAAUAAAUGUGAUGGGCCAGUUAUUAAAUGUUGUGUAUGUGAAGAGGUUAUACCUUCAAAUACCAAGUGUUCAUCUAUAACAAAGUCAAAUUGUCAUCUGUAUGGUAUUCAUUUCGAAGAGAUUAAAGGAGAUCUAAAAGUUUGUCUCAAUUGUCGAUUCAAGCACAUUCGUAAAGAAUGUCCGAUCCAAUCUUGUAAAACAACUAAAAGAAAAGUGAAACGUCUUAAACUUCUUCCUCAGCAAUGGUUUGAUCUUUCCAACGACUUGAAGCAAUCUAUUGCCAAAGAAAUGAACAUUCCACCAGAUAUUAGAAAAUGUUGUACUCGCUGUGUCAUAAGGAUCUCUCGGAGAAUCGGAGCAAUUUCACCUCUUUUAACUUACACAAAAAAAUCUUUCGCUAACGAGUUUCAUGACUGGAAAGAUGAAGAAAUUGUCAAGUUGGAAGAUGCAUUGUCUACUAUUGGUAAAAACUGGUUUGAAAUUUCAAGCAUAAUAGGAUCAAAAAAUGCUUUACAGUGCAAAGAAUUUUAUUUCAAUUACAAGUACAAAUUAAAUCUGAAUAAAUCAGUUGAAAGCUAUUGGAGUAAAAAUGGUGAUCCUAAUCCUCAGGCCAGUGAUUCUGAGGAUUAUUUCAAAGAUAAUAGUGAAGAUGAUAGUGAGGCAACUUCCAGUGCCGAUGAAGGAGUUGAAAAGUCAAAUAGUGAGACAAAACGUUCAAAUAGCCCACCAAUAAACAUUGUAGUAUCAGGUGAAAGUGCAACUGUAACAACAACUGUAACUAAUACCACAAUUCCAAUUACAACUUCCUCUAUGACACCUGUAACAAAUGAAAGUGCAACAACAACAAGAAACUCAUCAACAAGCGGAGAUGGUAGCGAUAUGAGUGGCUGCCCUGAAAAUAAAUUAGGUGACCUUAGAGCAAUCAGUACAUCUCAAGGUAGCCUUAAAAGUGACUAUGACAGUAGUGCUACAGUGAGUGCAGAUGAAGGCCGUGGUAAUGGAGAUGAGGAUAUGCGUAAUUCACCACCUUCGUCCAAAAUAUCUCAAAGAUCAAACUCAGUCAUGCCCAAUUUCCCUCCAUCUAAUCAUGUUAUCCUUCCUGACGUUGAUCGAGUCGUACGACCAGUUAGUCAUGAAUCAGCUUAUACUCAAGAGCCCACAAUGAAUCAUCCUAAUCGACCCAUGGAAGGACUUGCAGCUCAGCAACGUUAUCGUGCACCACCAUUUCUCAUUCACCAUGAUACCAAUUCAAUACGACCACCUCCAUCCAAUUCAACACCUCUUCCUAAAAUUAAAUUAGAAAAUAUCCUCGGACCACCAAUUCUUAACUCUACAGAAGACAAGCCACGUUUUGUUAGUGAUUUGAUUCACCAGGUUAUUGAAAAUAGUUUUCAAUCACCAAAUAAACCACCAUUUUCUCUGCCUCAUGUACCAGAAGGUAAUCCACCACAUCCUCCACGCAGUCCUUUCAAUUCCAGUGGUCAAAAUGUUGCCAGUAUAUCACCUUCACCAAACCGAGAAAGUCACCUAAUGAUGAUGAAUAACUCAACUGUUCCAAUUUAUCCAAUACAAGAGAUUAAGAAAGAGAUGCCUUCCUCUGAAACAUGUAGAUUUGGUUCUAAAUCAUCAACAUCAAAUGAUAUUCGUAUUCCUCGAUUUAACUCUCAUCCUUAUGUUGUUAAACCGGAAGGUCUCGCUAUGAUGGCCUCUUACCCUUCAUCUUAUCCUCCGGGUGUUUCUUUUCCACCUCCUCCUCCAAAUGACCCUGACAAUGAAAUUCAAGAUCUCAGUAAAAAAACGCGCAAAUUAGACGACGAUUAUCCUCAGAGUCACUUACCUCCCACAAAAAGAGAAAGAUACGAAUCUUCCAACAUGAGGGGAAAUGAGUUCAAAAAAUCUCCUGUUCCUGCUCACAUGACACCAACUCCUCCCCCAGCUCACUCUAACCAAAUACAAAGGACAUCUAUACAUGAUAUACCAGUUUCUAAUCUAUCAACUAAUGAAAAUACACAAAUUAGUAGGCCAGCUGAGCCUCCAAGAUUAGAAUCAAGAACUUUCAUCCACAAUGAUGGAUCUAGUUUCGGUCCCAUGAUGGUUCAUGGUCCGAGUGGUUCACCUUUACUUAGACACGCAAUAAGAGCACCAACCAUCAAAGCUCCUCAUUCAAAUCCAUCCCCUGUUACCCAUACACCUCCACCACCUUUGAUUACAUCAAAUAAAAGCUAUCAAAUGCAAAGUGGAUCUCAAUUAUCUCCAAAACCACCUUAUCGAGAUAAGAUGAUCCCUUCACAAAUGGCAUCAGGAUCAAUCACUCAAGGUACACCAAUUAUUAUGGCUCAACAUGGACCAAUACAUUCCACUCAGUAUAGUAAUCAACAGAAUUAUGAGAGACUAUUUCGUCAACUUACACCCACUUAUCCAAAGGAUUCUGGUUCGAUCACUUUAGGAACACCAGUACCUCAAGAUUCUGCGAAAAGAAAAAAUGAGCCUCAAUCACAUCACGAUAAUCUAAAUAAACCUUAUCCUGGUGGUCCUGGUGUUUAUGAACCUAAUCCAAUGGACUCUUAUUAUAGACGAAUGCCAGAAUCAAAUAUGCCUUAUCCUCCUCAUCCUCAUCCUCCUCCCACUCAAUCACCGUAUCAUGGUUCACCAAUUAACUUUCCUCCAAAUGAAGGUCACAUGAAAAGUAAAUACUUGCCUGAGUCUCAAUCAAGCAACCAGAUAAUGAUCGAUUUUAACACAUCUAAACAAAUGCAACCUCGUCAACCUUCAAGUGAUGUUAAAGAAUCACAUUCCAUAUCCUCUUUACUGAGUAGACCAUCAGACUCAAGUCCACAUAUUUCACCACAAGGGAGAGUACCACAAUCUAUGUACCCCUUCCAGUCCAAUUUACCUAAUAUCGUCGCGGGGAGUGGAAUGCCCCCUCAAGUCAAUGUUGGAAACAAUGAUCAUAAAUAUCCUAAUCCCUCACUCGCACCUCACUUAAUUCACUCUAAUCCUUCCAGGUCAAGUCCAACACCAGAACAUUGGAUUCCAAAACCAGGUCCAGCGUCUAAUUACCCUAUUGGCUCAAUGGCAAAACGUCAAAAUGUCAUACAGCAAUACAGUAAUCCUACUAGUAAACAAUCAGUUAUUCAAAGUGUCAAGUCAAAUUCACCUCGUGAUAUCAAUAUGAGAGCAGAACCCUGGCCCUCACGUUUUAUCACCUCUCCUGGUUAUCCAGAUUCACACGAUGCUUUCAAGACUCUCGUUGAUGUAGCAGUUGCAAGACGAAAUACAACAAAUUCAAGAGAAGAGCAGCAACAUCAACAACAUCAACAACAACAACAACAACAACAACAACAACAACAACAACAUCAACAACAACAGCAUCAGCAACAGCAGCAGCAGCAACAACAACAACAACAUCAACAUCAUCAACAACAACAACGUAUGGGAAUGAUGAAUUUACCUAGAAAUGUCCAUCAAUCUAAGUCACCUUCAACUGAUAGACAAUCAAGUGAUCAGAUGAACAAAAAUAUCAUGGAAAUGCAGCAAAGAUCAAGAACUGUUCAAGACAUGGGAAUAAAAUCUAAAAUUGCUGAAAAAAUGAGAUUACUAGAUGACAAACAUUACGGAAUACCAAAUCCUGAGCUUCAACAACAACAACAACAACAACCUGGAAGAGAAAAUAUCAAUCAUCCUUACCACCCUGAAGAUGAAAAAUUGAUUGAUAACAAAUAUUUACCUGGUCCAUCAACAUCUUCAAGUCCUCAAACAAUUCAUAAACUUCCAUUUACUAAAGAAGCUUUCGAGAAAGAAUUGCGACAACAAGACAUGAGAUUAUCAGACUCUCAUGGACGUAAAUCAGUUGAAGCUUUGGAGAUACAAAAUAAUCAAAAUAAGAAUCUUUCUAGAGCUCAAUUGGUUGAAUUAAGUGAUAUUGAAGCUUCAAGAAUAUUUUCACAUUCUUUCCAAAAAGAUGAACCUAGAAACCAUUCAAAAGGAGAAAUCACUGCUGCUAAUUUAAUCACUGCGAUAAUUACUCGACAAAUUAACCAACCUGGUGAAGAAGCUAGAAAAGAAUCUCAACAAACGCCUGAUUCGGGUGAAAACAAGCCCAGCGAUGUAAGGCCUAAUGUCUCAACUACCAACGAGAUUUCUGGUAAUUAUCCAAUGAAUGAGCAACAAAAUAGGCUACAUGAAAGAGACGAAGGAUCAUCUAAAUCAUUUGCCGGAAGUGGUUUACCUUCCCAUUUUGACCAAACACAACAACAACCUCAACACUUAACCAAUAAUCCAAAUGAAAAAGACGACCAAACAUCUCGACAAAACUUCAAGGAUCGAAUUGCUAAUAUCAUUUCUAAAAGCUAUUCAGACGAUGCUUCAAAACUCACACCUAUUGCUCAACCAGUUUGCAUCAUCCCCUGCUCACAAGAAAACAACCCAUCAAACAACACUCCGCCUCCUCCACAAGUGCAACCCACAACCGCUGCCUCCUCCUGGCUGAGUGGUUAUAACUUUGAGCCCAUUUCUCCUCCAAGUCAGCCAACUGAAUCUCGACAGUCAUCUCCAUCUCCAGAUGAAUGAUUUUACUUACACACACAUUGAAAUUGAACAUAAAUUAUAAUGGAAAAAAGAAAACAAAUUCAAAUUUUUUUUGUUGUUUUUGUUUAUGAAAUUUAACAUCAAAAAGUCAUAUUGACCAAUACAUUGUUUUAUCAACGUGAUUUUUGAUCUUCAUAAGCACAACCGGUUGUAAAUAUUAUUACUAUUUGUCAGGAUUAUUAACAGUACCAAUUAUUUGUUUA
Molecule: messenger RNA, 6426 nt
Organism: Panonychus citri (citrus red mite)
Lineage: Eukaryota; Metazoa; Arthropoda; Arachnida; Trombidiformes; Tetranychidae
Gene: Smr
Product: nuclear receptor corepressor 1-like
Exons: 5
Coding region: 149-6205 (2018 amino acids)
Biological process (GO): regulation of transcription by RNA polymerase II
Source: RefSeq, a predicted model, not a curated record